Molecule: messenger RNA, 4947 nt
Organism: Pangasianodon hypophthalmus (striped catfish)
Lineage: Eukaryota; Metazoa; Chordata; Actinopteri; Siluriformes; Pangasiidae
Gene: dnm2b
Product: dynamin 2b
Exons: 21
Coding region: 251-2836 (861 amino acids)
Cellular component (GO): cytoplasm; membrane; microtubule
Molecular function (GO): GTP binding; microtubule binding; GTPase activity
Source: RefSeq, a predicted model, not a curated record
GCGGGGUUAUGGAAGUUUUAUGACAGUCGCCUGACCGGAUGGGAAAAGUUGUCGGUUUUUUCCGUUAUUUUUCAGCAUUAGGUUCAGUAACAUCAGUAUUUCUAUAAACUUUUCCACACAGCAGUGUUUUCUGAACUACACUCAGGCUUUAUAAUGCGUUUAUAACGCUGGACUGUAGGUCAGGAGAAGGUUUAGCAGCUGCAGUGUGGGUUUAUUGGGACAGAGCUGGGAGAAAGUUGCUGAGGGCAGCAUGGGGAACCGCGGCAUGGAGGAUCUCAUCCCUCUCAUCAACAAGCUCCAGGACGCCUUCAGCUCCAUCGGCCAGAGCUGCAACCUCGACCUGCCGCAGAUCGCCGUGGUGGGCGGCCAGAGCGCCGGCAAGAGCUCCGUGCUGGAGAACUUCGUGGGCAGGGAUUUUCUUCCCCGAGGUUCUGGUAUUGUGACUCGUAGACCCCUCAUCCUUCAGCUGGUCAACCACAAAGCAGAAUAUGCCGAGUUCCUGCACUGUAAAGGUCGGAAGUUUGUCGACUUUGACGAGGUGCGGCUGGAGAUCGAGGCCGAGACGGACCGCAUCACCGGCUCCAAUAAAGGAAUCUCACCCAUUCCCAUCAACCUGAGAGUGUACUCUCCUAAUGUGCUGAAUCUGACUCUGAUUGAUCUUCCCGGUAUGACGAAGGUUGCCGUCGGCGACCAGCCGCCAGAUAUCGAGUUCCAAAUAAGGGACAUGCUGCUGCAGUUCAUCACGAGGGACAGCUGUCUGAUUCUGGCCGUCACUCCUGCCAACACCGACCUCGCCAACUCCGACGCGCUCAAGAUCGCCAAGGAGGUCGACCCCCAGGGUCUGCGCACCAUUGGUGUGAUCACCAAACUGGAUUUGAUGGAUGAGGGGACAGAUGCCCGAGAUAUCCUGGAGAACAAACUGCUGCCUCUGCGUAGAGGCUACAUUGGCGUGGUGAACCGCAGUCAGAAGGACAUCGAUGGCAGGAAGGACAUCCGCGCUGCUCUGGCAGCCGAGAGGAAGUUCUUUCUGUCUCACCCUGCGUACAGACACAUGGCCGAGAGGAUGGGAACUCCGUACCUGCAGAAAACACUCAACCAGCAACUGACGAAUCACAUCCGCGACACGCUGCCCAGCCUGCGCAGUAAACUGCAGAGUCAGCUGCUCUCUCUGGAGAAGGAGGUGGAGGAGUACAAGAACUUCAAACCUGAUGAUCCAACACGCAAAACUAAAGCCCUGCUGCAGAUGGUGCAGCAGUUCGGAGUGGACUUUGAGAAGAGGAUCGAGGGUUCUGGUGAUCAGGUCGACACUCUGGAACUUUCUGGAGGAGCUCGAAUCAACCGCAUCUUCCACGAGCGCUUCCCCUUCGAACUCGUCAAGAUGGAGUUUGAUGAGAAAGAACUGAGGAGAGAAAUCAGCUACGCAAUUAAGAACAUACAUGGUGUGAGGACGGGCUUGUUCACCCCAGACCUGGCGUUCGAGGCCAUAGUGAAAAAGCAGAUCGUUAAGCUGAAGCAGCCAUGUCUCAAAUGCGUGGACCUGGUCGUGUCCGAACUCUCUGCUCUCACCCACAAGUGCAUGGAGAAGCUGAGUUCAUAUCCUCGACUGAGAGAAGAGACCGAGAGGAUCGUCACCACCUACGUCAGAGAGAGGGACAGCAAGACUAAAGAACAGGUGAUGCUGUUGAUUGACAUCGAGCUCUCCUACAUCAACACCAAUCAUGAGGACUUCAUUGGUUUUGCGAACGCCCAGCAGAGUUCCGCUGUCACCAAGAAGAGAGCCGUUCCCAACCAGGUGAUCAGGAAGGGUUGGCUCACGAUCAACAUCAGCAUAAUGAAGGGUGGCUCUAGGGACUACUGGUUCGUCCUGACUGCCGAGUCACUGUCCUGGUACAAGGACGAGGAGGAGAAAGAGAAGAAGUACAUGCUCCCGCUGGAUAACUUGAAGAUGAGAGAUGUGGAGAAAGGCUUCAUGUCCACCAAACACACCUUCGCUAUCUUUAACACUGAGCAGAGGAACGUGUAUAAAGACCUGCGUCAGAUCGAGUUGGCGUGCGACUCUCAGGAGGACGUGGACAGCUGGAAGGCCUCGUUCCUGAGGGCAGGAGUGUAUCCCGAGAAAGACCAGGUGGAGAAUGGUGAGGGGGCUCCAGCAGACACCUUCUCCAUGGACCCUCAGUUGGAGCGACAGGUGGAGACGAUCCGGAACCUCGUCGACUCCUACAUCGGCAUCGUCAACAAGAGCAUUCGAGAUCUCAUGCCCAAGACCAUCAUGCACCUCAUGAUCAACAGCGCAAAGGAGUUCAUCCACUCUGAGCUGCUGGCGUUCCUGUACUCGAGCGCGGAUCAGAACGUGCUGAUGGAGGAGUGUGCUGAUCAGGCUCAGCACCGAGAAGAAGUGUUGAGGAUGUACCACGCCCUUAAGGAGGCCCUCAGCAUCAUCAGUGACAUCAGCACCACCACUAUCUCCAUCCCCCUGCCCCCACCUGUGGAUGACACCUGGAUCAACGUGGAGCCCGGUCCUCCUGCUCAGGUGAAGCCUCCAAGCUCCGCCCCUCCUCCUGGUCGUCCUCCUGCAGUGAGAGGUCCCACCCCUGGUCCUCCUCCAGGCUCCGUUCCUCCACCAAUGGCUCCACCAAUUCCAUCUCGGCCCGGUCCUCCACCUGUGAAUGCUUAUGGGGGAGUGGCUCUGGAGCCAAGCUCCGCCCCUCCACCACAGAUUCCCUCUCGACCUGCCCGAGUGCCCCCUUCCAUACCACCUGGAAUCCCCAGAAGACCUCCAGCAGCUCCAAACAGGCCAACCAUCAUCCGCCCGUCUGAGCCGUCCCUGCUCGACUAAACACACACAUACAUACAGUACAUACAGAGAUAAAACAACAUGGCGUGUGUGUACACGCGUACUGAUACGGCUAUCCAUCCCUCAUUUGUCAUUCUAGUAGAAACACAGAAAACACUCAGUCACAUGUUCGUAAAGUUAAUUGAGUUGUAUUGGUUGUAUGUCCAUAGAGGCAACGUUAUUACUCUGUAUGUUUCAUUUUCUUAUUAUAACAAAGCAGUUAGCUAUUUCAGGAAUAACCCACACACCAGCGAUGCUAGCUAUCUAAUGCUAAUUCUGUGGUGGACAACACCAACUAGGAUUGAUUCGAGGAAUUUAAUUUACGUAAAAUUAAGAAAAACUCAACCAGGUCAGUUGACUAAAGGUUUCGAUAUUUCGUAUAUUUGACUUAAGCACAUUCUAAUAGUCGUAUUACAGCUACAGGGUUCAAAACAGUCAUAUCUGAUACUCAAUAAGAACUCUGUAUUCAAAAACGUCUUUGUUUUUUUUACGUUCGUUAUAGUUGUUUUUUUCUUUUUUAAUCCAUUUAUUCAAAUUGUUUCGUGAACACCAGACAGCAUAGUGUAUCUGUUUCCUAAUGUGCGUUAAAGAAAAUGAACGUUUACAGAUAGAAUGUUAACUCUAAUUAGCAGAAAAAGGUGCUAGGUUUCAUCUUAUAAGGUUUGUGCUAAUAAUCAGUUGUACGAUAUUUGCUAAUAUAAUACACCUUGCUAAUCGCUAACAUACUAACACUAAUUAGGGACCCAAACUGGAAAGUGUUUUGCUUUAAACCGUGCCUUAAAUAUGACACUCCCUUAUGUACAAGCGUCUUUUAUACAGAUUUAAAUCUUCACUUCUGAUGUGUUUGUACGUAUUUAUAUAUGCACUUUGAUGCGCAUCGUACGCUCUAAUAAGUAUGCUGGGAGAAAAAACUUUAAGGUUGGAUUAAUUUCCUGCUAAAAGCUGCAAGUAAAUGCGUCAAGGAGAUUAUAAUUUAAUUAAUUACAAAAUUAGUUUAUAAUAGAAUCUGUUUCACGAGUGCAAUAUGAUACAGCUACGAAACCUAAUUUAUAUCUUUACCUGUUCAUGCUACGAAUUUUCAAGCUACAUUUAUGAAUCACAAUACCAGAGCGCAUGAUUACAAUUUUGAGGGGUGGGGCCAGUGAGAAAGAAGUGGGCGGGGCCAAGUGCGUGAAUAACUGCAAAGAGCUUAGAAAAGUUUCUACGAGUCGUGACUACAAAUUGUAACAUAAAACGAUGACGUGUGUGUGACGUGAAUGUGAGUAUCGAUUCAUCAGCGUCGCAUCCGAUCUGCGUAAACACGUUGCAGAUUUACAAAAGUGAUUCGAUUCGAUUUAAUUGUGAUUCGUUAAAGUACCGUUUUGUUGCCGCAGAUGCAAUUACAGGAACUCGGCUUUAUAUGUGACGCUGAAUUUCAGCAUCAUGAUCGUGCAAAUAUUUGUUAGCUAACACACUAACGCACCAGCCAUGUGCUAACAUUAGAUAAUUAGCUAGCUACCUUCAUCACUACAUGAGCGAAGUGUGCAUGUAACUUGCUGCCUAGCGUUAGUUAGAUAGUUAGCUAGCUUUGUUCUUUGUGAUAAGACCCUAGCAGUGUUAUUGUCGUGAUUAUAAAAUUGAAAUAACACAGAAAAGUCCGCUACGCCGACACUCUGUGCGUGAUUUUUAACUCGCAUUUAACUGCCGUGCGUUUUUAAGCCAAGUAAUUUUAUCGCUUUGGAUGGGAUAUUAGAUUAGCGAUGGGGUUCGGAGCGUUAAAAAUGGAUAUUACUUUACUUCAUUACUCCACCUUAAUUUUCUUAUAUAUAGUUCAAUAGUUAUAUAAAUUCUAUAUAGUUCCAUUUUGCCAUAUUCUUGUGUAUGCAUUUUAUUAUUAUUAGUUUUUUUUUUUUUUAAUUUUUCAGCUUGAACACAUCCUGUGGCUGGUUUUUAUUUUUAAAUCUUUUUUUUUUUUUUAAUUCUUUUUUUUAUGAAUAUUUUGUACUUUGACCAUCUGUGCCUUGUUCUGACGUUAUAAGUGCCUGCUUUAUAAUAAUGUUCCUCAAUGAUGCUGAUAAAUGCAAUAAUAAAAAAAGGAGGCAAUGGGAAAUUAAUAAAAAAGGGAAUUUAACUCA